Messenger RNA from Drosophila hydei, 2060 nucleotides. RefSeq lists its product as uncharacterized. NCBI's taxonomy places the organism in Eukaryota, Metazoa, Arthropoda, Insecta, Diptera, Drosophilidae. The record is from RefSeq and is a predicted model, not a curated record. The transcript has 5 exons. The coding region runs from base 92 to 2029 and encodes 645 amino acids.
UAUUUGUGAGUUUGGCCACAACUUGUGGCCAAUAAGUAGCAUUUUGAAAAUUGUUUUCCAAUGCGAAAUAAAUGUUUAAAAGGCAAUCAACAUGUUUAUACGAUCAGCCAAAAACAAAUUCGAGACCGUGGAUAUUGUGCGCAGACUGAAGCGUCUAGUCGAAGGCACACUAUCCUCUUACCGGCGUUUGUUUUUGCUUUUAUUGUGCGUGUGCAUAGUUUUUUAUAUGCUGCCACCAAUGUUUCGUUAUCUAUUUUUAAGCCCAACAGAGCAAAAAGAUCCACACAGUAUGUGCAUGGACGACCGGUUAACGCCCUACAUCUUGCAGAACUACGAAUAUGAUGCAAACAUACGUCACGUGGCUCCUUUGAUGCCGGGCGAGAGAGACUACACGCCCUAUGUGGGUAACGGCUAUAUUGGGAUGGAGGUGUCGCACGGUGCGUCAUUGAAUAUAAAACAUGGGCGCGCUAUGCAGCUACCCAUACGCUUCCAUCCAAUAUUGUCCGUCUCGCAGAAUGGUGGAAAUACAGGCGAGAAAGAGGCAACCGUUGUUGAGUAUUUGACUGGAAUGGUGCAUAGAUUUCAAUGUUUCUCUGGCUACUUUGCAUCCUACACACUGUACGCACAUCGCACACAGCCCAACGUUCUUAUGCAAGAGCUGCAAAUCACCAAUACACGUAAUACAGUUGAGAGCAUUGAUCUUAUAAUGCCUCGCAAUCGUUUGCCAAAGUCAUCGAUGCGCAGCAUCCCACUGAGCGAUCCAGCACAAAUCGGAAUGCUCACAUAUAGUGCAUUGGAAGUUAUUUCGGGCACGGUGCAACCUUCGCCAGAUGAUCCGAGCAAAUUGAUUGUCGUAAGCAUUACAAAGCCGCAACUGGAAACAAAAUUGCAGCUGCGUAAACGUGGCACAGUACAAAUAAUUUAUCCCAUGAUCGUUGAGUACUCCAAGCCGGUAACAGAAAGUCAAUUGAAGGCGACCAUCGAGAAUAUCGAACAACAUUCAAUUCAGGCCAUGACUAAGCUACUGCAGAGGCUAAGUGCUAAGGCAUCUGGUUCCGGUUCGGUAAACAGCAUCAAUACGUAUCGCCAAGAACAUAUUAAUGUCUGGACAGAUCUUUGGGCAACAGGCUUUACGAUAAGCACCUCGAAGGCUGAAAAUAGUUUAAAUGGCGACCGCAUUAAUGCCACCAUGUAUGCGGUUCUAUCACAAGUUCGAAGCUUUGAGUUUGAAGACAUGACUGCCGGUUUGUUCGGGAGCUCGUCCUCCGUGGGCAUACGUGAGGAUAUUGCCAAGGCAUUGACUUACGCCGAGGGUUGCUACGACACAUAUCAUACGCUUCAGGCGGAGAAUCUUUGGCGGGAUAUGUCCACGCUAAGUCAACUCAAUUCGCUGGUGUCCUCUUGGAUGCUUACAUUGGAAAAGCAAGGCUGCCACAAUUUAAUACGUGCCGGUGCUUCGGGCGUCAUUCAGGCUAUGACCCUUAGUUUUGGUAGCUUUCGUUUUAGCAAUCAGCACUUGGAAUGCAAUAUGCAUCCUAAAUUCUUGCAUCGUGACUUUCACUUCAGGCGCCUUAACUAUGGCAAUAAAACGCAUGUCAAUGUAACAAUCAUUGUUAAGGAUGAUAACAAGGCGGUUAUCAAUGUGGCACUGGAUCGUUCCGAUCGCAGCUAUUAUGCAUGCGAUGGUGGCUGUCUGGAUGAACCAAUCCUACUAACCCAGAAUCGUCGGGAAUUUCCGGUUAAAUUGACUGAACCAUUAACUGCAAUAUUAUAUAUAACAGAGGAUAAGCAACACAUGGAGGAAAUUCAUCAUGCAAUACACGUGAAGGAAGUCGUGGAGGCUCCGGCGCACGAACAGCAUCUUAUAGCGCUGCAUAAACAUGGCCAUCAAUUGGGUGGGCUGCCCGCACUCUUCUGGGUCUCUGUCUGUGCAAUAAUCGUAGUAUUUCAUAUAUUCCUAUGUAAGCUAAUUAUCAAGGAGUACUGUGAGCCAAGCGAUAAGUUAAGAUAUCGUUAUAACAAACCGUGAUUCUAGUUUUAUAUAUAUAUAUAUUCAUACA